CACGUCCGGUGAUUGCCGUGAAGCAGCUUGCCGCAUCCUCGGCUCCCGCUUAUCAGCUGAAAAGGACGUCGAGGGCGUUGUAUCUCCGCACAUCUGCGCUGCAUAGAUUUAUCAUUUCCAGACGUUUGUCUCUAUUCAAGCUUCCAGCCGGUCGUUGCUUCGAUAGUUGCUCGAGCGGCCAGGCAGAAACACCUGUGGCGACGGCAGCCUCAUUCCCCAGUGCUCCGUCCAUUUCACGAUGAGCCACGUGUACAAAACGAAGGCUCACGCGGACAUCUACGUCAAAUUCAGGCCCUCUCCGCCUCCCGCUCUCAUCGAGCAGAUCGUCAACUUCGUCAAGGAAAAGGCGAGCCUCCGUCUGGCGGUCGACGUCGGCUGCGGUUCUGGCCAGAGUUCCGGAGUGCUUGCCCCGCACUUCAGCCUGGUACACGCGUAUGACCUGUCUGAAGCUCAAAUCGCGGUGGCUAAGGCCAACAACCGGAUCACUAACCUCACUUUCAGCGUUGCCGGUGCGGAGUGCCUCCCGGAAGCCGACAGCUCGGUGCAGCUUGUCACGGCGAGCCAGAGUCUCCUGUGGUUCGACAGGGACAAGUUCUACGCCGAGGCGGAAAGAGUGCUCGUACCAGGAGGUGUCCUCGCCGUCUACGCCUACGCCACGCCGAAGCCUGUGGCCGAGGACCAGGCCAGGCUAGACGAGCAGCUGCACAACCUGCUGAACACGGGUGCUGGGACUAAGUACUGGAGUGAGAAGAGAACAGUGACCGACAACCUGUACGAGGGAGUACCCCUUCCCUGGGAGGACCAUGUCCGAGUGAACUGCAUCGAAGACAGGAAGGUGCAGACAGUGGCCCACUACGUCAACUAUAUCCGCAGCUGGGCGAGCUUCCAGGACUUUUUAAACGAAGAGCCCGCCGAGGCGGAGAGUCUCAUAACGAGACUGACUUCAGUGUUGAUGGACACGUUCUCUACAGGGCAAAGCACACCGGAGUCGACACCGAUCGAAGUGAAGAUUCAAUUCUUCCUGCUUAUGGCCCGCAAGCCUUUGGGUUAACACGCUGGAUCAACACCAAAUUGCCCCAAUAUGUGUGUGUCGUCUGGGUAGUCUCGACUGGGGUUGUCAAGGCUGUUUUACUGUUGAUUGUGAUCGUUUUAGAAAAAAAAAAAAUUGUUGUUUUCAAAUCGCUAAACUUUUCGAGGUCUUUGCUCUAGUCCUGGGGUUUUCUACUCCCGGCCCGCGGGCCAGAUUCGGCCCGCGAAAAUCUUUUGACCGGCCCGCGUUGGUCGCAAUUUUUCCAAUGGAGGCCGGUUCGCGACCCGCUUCUUGCAGACGGGCUGCUACUGGCGCCAAAAGGAGUGCACAUAAAGAAAAAGAAAGAGAUAAACAGCAUUGUGACUUGAUAAAA
Molecule: messenger RNA, 1403 nt
Organism: Ixodes scapularis (black-legged tick)
Lineage: Eukaryota; Metazoa; Arthropoda; Arachnida; Ixodida; Ixodidae
Product: putative methyltransferase DDB_G0268948
Exons: 7
Coding region: 239-1051 (270 amino acids)
Molecular function (GO): S-adenosylmethionine-dependent methyltransferase activity
Source: RefSeq, a predicted model, not a curated record